GCCCGUGCAAAGCCGACGCAUGCAAGUGGAAUCCUUUGAACAGAGCUCGAGUAUUUCACCGCCACCAGUUCACCGGAGCAUGAAAAGUAGCUGCUGCCACCGGCGAAGGCCAAUUUCGGUCUCUCAGUCUUCAACCCACCGCCUCCUGUCCAAGCGACUAGAACAUCACCAUGGAUAAACCAUUCUUCACGAUGGAGGAUGCCAAGGCGGCCUUCAACCUCUUCUGUUGCGUCUACGGCAUCGGUACCCUUGGUAUGCCGGGCAACUUCUCGCGUGCUGGCCCCGGUCUCGCUAUUGUCGCAAUGGCCUUCAUGGCCUUCGCCAACAUCUAUGGCUCCGUUGCCAUCUGCCGCGUUAUGCUGCUCGCGCCCACAUCAGUCAGGACUUAUGGAGACCUGGGCGAGUGGGUCAUGGGCAAGUGGGGUCGCUAUCUCACCGUCAUCGCCCAAAUGGGUAACUGCCUCAUCGUUCCUUGUGUGUUCUUGGUGCUUGGUGGUACGCUUCUCGAUGGUCUAUAUCCUGGAGCCUUCAGCACGACGACGUGGUCUAUUCUCAUGGCACUCUUGGUACUGCCCGUAUGUCUCGUGCCAACACUUAAGGAAGGAGCUGGUGCUGCAUUCGCCGGCUGCAUGGGAACGCUCGUAGCGGAUAUAAUCGGCAUCGCGGUCGUCAUGUACGGCAUGCGUGGACACCCGACUGCGCCUGCACCUGACCUCAACUUCAAGCAAGUCGCUGGAGCCUUCGGAAAUUUGGCUCUCGCCUACGGUGCAGGCAUCGUGAUUCCAGCUCUUCAGCGUCAACACAGCGAUCCUACUCGGAUGCCUCGCGUUGUGUUUGUCACGAUGGCUUUCACCACGUGCUGCUUCCUGGUGUUGGCCAGCACCGCAUACUCGUCGGUUGGGUGCCAGAUCUCUGGUAACCUGCUGUGGUCAAUUUACCCGGAUGCGGACAGUGGCCUCACCACGCUGGGCUUCGCCUCAGAUUGGGGUGCCGUUGUCCUGGCGUACAUGUUCAUGCAACUGCAUAUUACGAUCGCGUUCUCAGUAAUCCUGAAUCCGGCAUUCUACAUUACCGAGCGUCUCUUUCUGGGUAUGCACAAGCCGACAGAUGACGAUAUCGAAAACAACCUGCAGACGUACGCAGAGAUUGCCACGCCAAACAACGACACCGAGUUGGAAAAAUCUCGUCUGUCAAAACACUCCUUCGUUUCGAUCGCUGAUAACGAAAACGUCCACCUCGGACACCCCGAGGCCGAGGCAGCCGAGUACCGCGGCGCAAAUGCUAUCAAGUACGUCACUCUGCGAAUUGUGAUCGUCGCGAUUCUGGUAAUUGCUUCGGUGAUUCUGAAGGACCACUUUGCGGAUUUGUCCGACUUCGUCGGCGCCUCGUGCAUCACAAUGCACUCGAUCAUCUUGCCAAUCGUGUUUCUGAUGAAGAAGCAGUGGAGCGUGAUGCCGAUCUGGGAAAAGGUUAUGGCUGUGAUCGUCACGAUGGUGUGUUUUUGCCUUGGUUGCUACGUAACGUACACGUCGGGCGAAAAUCUUUUCUUCCCCAGCGACAGUGUGGAGUUUCCAUUUUGUGCACCGGAGUAUGAGAAUGCUGUGUACUACAAUUACACGGCGGCUCACGAAAGCUAGGCAAAUUGAGAAUAUAAGCUGUACCUUUUUACGAUUUGCUUUGACUACCUCCUGUCCUGAAAUCAUAAAAUAU
Messenger RNA from Phytophthora nicotianae INRA-310, 1710 nucleotides. RefSeq lists its product as hypothetical. Bases 171 to 1637 code for a protein of 488 amino acids. Gene Ontology annotation, biological process: amino acid transmembrane transport. Gene Ontology annotation, cellular component: vacuolar membrane. The transcript has a single exon. The record is from RefSeq and is a predicted model, not a curated record. Gene Ontology annotation, molecular function: amino acid transmembrane transporter activity. NCBI's taxonomy places the organism in Eukaryota, Oomycota, Peronosporomycetes, Peronosporales, Peronosporaceae.